Oncorhynchus tshawytscha (Chinook salmon) is the source of this 3033-nucleotide messenger RNA. Its product is annotated as spermatid perinuclear RNA-binding protein-like. Gene Ontology annotation, cellular component: precatalytic spliceosome. Bases 451 to 2514 code for a protein of 687 amino acids. The record is from RefSeq and is a predicted model, not a curated record. Gene Ontology annotation, molecular function: single-stranded RNA binding; double-stranded RNA binding. The transcript has 18 exons. NCBI's taxonomy places the organism in Eukaryota, Metazoa, Chordata, Actinopteri, Salmoniformes, Salmonidae.
ACCUGUUUCACACUCUGGAGGCAGCCCUGUUCCAAAUCGAAUGCAAUCAUUUUCAGCCGGCGCAAACAUGUCUACACGGGCGUCCGGGCGAGAUUAAUCGAGCCCCCUCAUUGCUACCACUGUGCGUGCCCUAACAGUUGUGAUCAAAACAUAAGCGAGUGCUGAGACUACGUUGUCCCAAACCGAGAGGAAAACGGAGUUGUUUGUGCAAACACGAAGUCCUACCAGUGAAAUUAUACCCUUGACAGAUUUGGGAUACCUUGAUUCAAGUACUGCAACUCUCUGUGCUGAUUUACCUGUAUCUCUGCCACGUGGGACAGAAGGGCUAGCUGAUGGGUCAGAGGUGACUGCAUGAGGAGGCGGAGUUAGGGGACCCUGGUCUGAACUUAGACCAAACCCAGUCACACUCCUAGACCAGAGAGGUCUGUUGACCUUGCCUCUCCUCUAGAGAUGAGGUCCAUCCGAUCGUACGCCAACGACGACUGCCACGUCAUGGCCAAGCAUGUCGACAUCUACCCUUCGCCAGAGGAGCUGGAGGCUGUCCAGAAGCUGGUGUCCACUGUGGAAUGUGCCCUCAAACAGGUGUCGGACUGGAUGGACAACCUCGACGCCUCCCUAAGCAAGGUCCCAACCAUCACCACCACUGUCGACAUCAAGGCUGCUGGAGACUCUACAGGCACCCAUGGCAGCACAAAGACCCAGAGUGUGUCGAUACUGUGUGGGGUGAUGCGGGUGGGUCUUGUGGCUAAGGGCCUCCUGGUUAAAGGAGACAUGGAUUUGGAGCUGGUCCUGAUGUGCAGAGACAAACCCACCAAAUUACUUCUGUACACUGUUAGUGCCAACCUGCCCUUGCAACUACAGACGCUGACGGAGGACAAGUACGAGGUGCGGUCCAGCGUGUCGCAGUCCGCCAUCUGGGUGGUCAACAUCAACGACCCCAAAUUCUCCCUGAAGGUCACCCUGUCCUCACUGGCCAUGAGAGAUGAACACACUGCCAAAGACCAAGAGGAAGGUGUGGAGGUGGAGGGGCUUGAUGAGGUGCUGGACGGGCGGUGGUGCCAGGCUGCCCUGGCAAAGCUCAGACACACCAAAUGGUUCCAGGCCAGAGUGACCGAUCUGAAGUCGUGUGUCAUCGUCAUGCGUAUUUUCAGAGACAUGUGCAACAGACUAACUGUGUGGGAGCCUCUCAAAGGAUGGCCCCUAGAGCUGAUCUGUGAGAAGGCCAUAGCAACCUGUAACCGACCUCUGGGGCCCGGAGAGGCCCUGCGCAGGGUCAUGGAGUGCAUCGCCUCAGGGAUCCUCCUCCCAGAUGGGCCGGGAGUUCACGACCCCUGUGAGAAGGAGCCAACAGACACCCUGUCAGUGAUCACAGGCCAACAGGCUCAGGCUAUCACUCACAAUGCACAGCAUGCGCUACGCCUCCUAGCCUUUGGACAGCUUUAUAAGGUCCUGAAUAUGAAUCCUCUCACUCCAACCAAACCGUCACACAGACUCUCCGGGUUGGACAAAGGAACCUGUCGUAAAAGGCAGCAUGAAGACAGACGCACUUACGACAGACAGCUCUUCAAGAGGAUGAAACACAACCUGAUGAGAGUUCUGGACAGUAACAGGAUGGACCCCAACCACUCCAUGAACGCCGUGAUAAAACUGAACCAGGUCCACCCGGGGCUGCAGUACAAGCUAUUGUCCCAGUCCGGCCCAGUCCACGCUCCAGUCUUCACCAUGUCUGUGGACGUCCACGGCACUGUCUACGAGGCUUCCGGCGCCUCCAAGAAGACGGCCAAACUACAAGUAGCACUUAAGGUCCUACAGGCACUAGGUUACCCAGCUGACUUCGAUGUGGACCUGGACUCCCUGAGUGCUGACGAGAGGUCUGACGGCGAGGGACGCAACCAUAGAAGUGAUAGAAAUGACAGGAUGUCCACCAGCUCCAGCAGAAACUCUGUCACCUCCUCCACAGACGCACACGAGUCCCGCACCCCAGGCCCUCUCCUUAUGGCAGGGGGCAAGAACCCAGUGAUGGAGCUGAAUGAGAAACGCAGAGGCCUGAAGUACGAACUCCUAUCAGAGACCGGCGGCAGCUGCGACAAACGCUUCAUCAUGGAGGUGGAGGUUGAUAAACAGAAGUUCCGAGGCUCGGGGCCCAAUAAGAAAGCGGCGAAGGCUUGCGCUGCCCUGGCUGCUCUGAAGAGACUAUUCUCUGACUCCAAAGACCCCCGCAACAAGAAGAGGAGACCCACCACACUGGUGAAGAGAACUGUGUCAUCAACUGUGACUAUCCCAGCACAUGCCCAUUCCAGGCCUAGAACAAGGCCAGUGAUGCAUAGAGCACCCUACAUCAGCGCUCCCCCCACCCAUGGCUACCUCCCAAUAGGCUAUGGAGCUCCAUAUGGUUAUGGUACUGCAGCUUCCCUCCCUGCCUAUGGCGGCCUGUACAUUGACAGUGCCUUUUACCAGCCACGGCCUAUUGCCACUCCUAUUAUAAUUCACCUGGGUCCUCAGGAUCUCUUCUGAUCUCAACAGCCAGCAUGGGAUCUCUUUUGACCUCUGCUCUCUAGAGCCAUCAGGGGACGACUAAGUUUUGAUUUAGCUUCCAGUUUCCUGUCUGACCAGGCUCUCAUUACCUUAUUAAAGGGAUACUUCAGAAUUUUUGCAAUGUGGGCCAUUUUUAUGUGUCCAGUAUGAACGUCUAGUAACCCAAAGGUUGCAAUUAUUUUUCAAAUCUCAUCACAAACAACUUUAGCGUUUUUGUUAAUUAGCAACUUUUCAACUACAAAUAUGUUGCAAUUGUACACUAGGUCGGAAAAUCGGGAUCCAUCUCUGAGCAGACAUCAAUCCAAGAAGAAGCAAUACAUCAUCAGAGUUGGAAUUAUUUCCCAAUAUGUUGCAAUACUUGACUUUAGCUUCAAAUCUACUUGGAAAUAGUGGAAAUGGAUUGGCACAACACUGCAAUAUUCAUGUGAUAUACACUGAGUAUACCAAACAUUAAGAACACCUUCCUAAUAUUGAGUUGCACCCUCCCCUUUUGCCUUC